Molecule: messenger RNA, 2440 nt
Organism: Mytilus trossulus (common blue mussel)
Lineage: Eukaryota; Metazoa; Mollusca; Bivalvia; Mytilida; Mytilidae
Product: protein OSCP1-like
Exons: 11
Coding region: 76-1221 (381 amino acids)
Biological process (GO): transport
Cellular component (GO): cytoplasm; plasma membrane
Source: RefSeq, a predicted model, not a curated record
UCUUGACAAUAGCCUUGACCUUCUAAUAAACGAGCACUGACAGAUUCGAUCUGGUUCUUGACACUAUCCAGAAAAAUGUCGUGUAAAACAUUACCUUUGUUGUUCAUAAAUUUGGGAGGAGAAAUGAUUUACAUCCUCGAUCAGCGUCUUAGAGCCCAAAAUAUAGCAGACGAGAAAGCGAAGAAAGUUCUACAUGAUAUCAUUGCAACAAUGUUUCACAAAAGAUUUAUGGAUGAAUUAUUUAAGCCUCAGCCUUUAUAUUCCAAGAAAGCCAUGAGAACAGUAUUUGACAGACUAGCCCAUGCUUCCAUUAUGAGACUUAAUGCUGCCAGUAUGGACAAGCUGUAUGAUUUAAUGACAAUGGCCUUUAAAUACCAAGUCUCCAUGUGCCUUAAACCUAGAGAUAUAAUAUUAGUUACAUUGAAUCAUCUGGAUGCCAUGAGAAGUUUUGUUGGGGAUGCUGCAGAAAUUAGACAACAGUUAGAUCAUGUUUAUAGGUUAUUAAUGGAAAGUUUUGCAUCGUUAACUAUGGGAGAAUAUCAAUUAAUUAGACAGACAUUACUUAAUUUUUUCCAAGAUAUGCAUAUACGUGUUUCAAUAUUUCUUAAAGACAAAGUACAAAAUAGUAAUGGUAGAUUUGUUUUACCGACAGCAGGAAGUUUACCUCAUGGAACAGAAAAUCCCGGUCUUAUACGUUAUUAUAAUGAAAAUGGUAAUGAAAUUAAAACAAUACAGUUCACUCCUGGAGGAUCAUAUACAGGGUCACAAGGUGAAGGGUCAUUUGACAUGAAAGGCAGUAGAGUUACAAAAUUAGGAACAAAUAUGAUGAGAGGUGCUUUUGAUUUUAGUGAGUAUUCUGUAUCACGAACAGUAGAAACAACUGGAUCAGCAAGAACAACAACAAGUUCAGAUAUAGAAUCCAGUACACCUGAUCCAUUAGCCAAAGCACAAUUAGAUUUAUUAUCACAACUUAUAGGAAGUAAAACAGCUAGUAAUAAAUCAGAGAUCAGAUUGAAUUUAUUUAAAAAUGACAAAGAAGAAGAACAAGCUGAAGCAGCCUUAAUGAAGCCUAUAGAAUUAGCUGAAUCUAAAGUUGUAAAAAUAGAUGCUUCCAAGAAACAAAAGAAUGAUGAAUUAAGUAGAAUUAUGGGAGAAUUAGCAGUAAAUGAAGGAUCCUCUAAUGACAAUGAUGAUUUAUUAGAUUUGAUGGAUAAAGCCUAGCUGAUGUUGGUACUAUGGAACAUGUGUGAACGUGAUAGAGAGAGAGAGUGAAGUGUAAAUGUGAGAGAGAGAUGGUUUAGUGUUGUGUUAGAGUAAAUGUAUAACAAUGAUAUGAGAGAUCAACAGACAAAUCUUUACCGAUACAGGCCAAUAUGUUUUGAUGUUUAAGGACAUGAUUGUAAAUGUGUUUUCUUAAGCCAUGUUAAUGUAAAUUUUGUCUCAAAUUGUAAGAUAUUGUUUGACUCAAAGAAUAUAUGAAAAACUACAUAUCCUGAUGGACCAAAGCUUGUAGCUUGGAUUACAUAUCAAGUAGAUUUAUAUGAAAUCAUUACGGCACAUAUUUAGAUACUGUGGAUUCAUUUUCUUUGGUUGAACUCUAAUGUUUGUUCUGGGAUUUUAUAAAAAAAAAAGUGAAGAAAUAGACCACUUGGAUCCAGAUUUUUUAGAAUUCUUAGUCCUAAAUUGAAUUUCCUGUUUGAAAAAUUAUGAUUGAAAAAAAUAAUUCAAAAAUUACAUCUUUUAUUAGAACCACCUUAUACAUGUAUACAGCACAGUUUUAUAAUUGUUUCGAUGAUUUUCUGUGAUUUCAAGUUAUAAAGAUAUUUGGAAAUAACAAUAUGUUAAGUGGUACCUUAAAGAGUAAUUGAGUCAUAUAUAGAGUUGAUUUCUAAGUUGUUUUUGAGAAAUGACACUUGAAGAUUUAAGCAAAAGUUUUUAAAAUUAUUUGUUUGAAUAAUUUAUUAAAUAGAGUUUUUAAAGGCAGUGCUAUUAUUUGUGACCUCUCCAGUAUUGUUUAAAUGAUAAGAGAUAUAUGAUACAGAGUAAAAAAUGUUAAAAUGGAAUCUCACUUUCAUAAUGUUUAGAAUUUCAUGUUACUAUUGAAUAACCUUAUGAAGUUAUUUUUGUUUUGUUUUAAGUGAUAUCAAUCAGAAGAAAGUUCAGAUUACUCAGGGUUUAGUUUGAUCUGGUUUCACUGUGGUCAAGUUCAGAUGGAUAUCUAGAGUAGAUAGGAUUGACAUGGUCAUAUAUAACACCUGUUAUGAUUGGAUAUAGCUUUCCCGCCAUUAUAACUCAAUGAGCCCUGGGUUGUGGCAGGGUUACUAGAAAUCGACUCGAUAUCCCGGAUGUUAUGACGUCGAUCCAAUCAAAUUUAAAUGUAAACAUAUUCAGAGUAGGGGCCUUGUAUUUCCCGUAAUCUAGAGUCCUUACCCCUCAAAAU